Molecule: messenger RNA, 1543 nt
Organism: Oryza brachyantha (malo sina)
Lineage: Eukaryota; Viridiplantae; Streptophyta; Magnoliopsida; Poales; Poaceae
Product: probable pectinesterase 68
Exons: 4
Coding region: 180-1241 (353 amino acids)
Biological process (GO): cell wall modification
Molecular function (GO): pectinesterase activity
Source: RefSeq, a predicted model, not a curated record
UCUGCAUGCAUGUGAAGAGAGAGACAGAGAGGUUGGGGUAGAGGAGAUCGAGUGUAGUGGAAAGCUAGAGUGACAGGGCACACCGUCGCACGCGGACGGACGGUCGAGCGAAAACGUACGUCGUCACGCUUCGGAUCGAGUGAUUGAUCGUGCAGGGGGAUACACGUACGCAACCGAGGAUGGCUCGUGCGCGGGUGAUGGUGGUGAUGGCGUCGUUGGCGUUGGCGACGCUCGCGAGCCUCCUGCCGAUGCUGGCGUGCCAGGCGGUGCCGGCGCCGUGCGGGCUCCCGAGGCGCGGGCACCACCAGUACAGGCACCCGGCUGGCGUGCGGCGGAUCGUGGUCGACGCCAUCGGCGGCGGCGACUUCCUCUCCAUCCAGCAGGCCAUCGACUCCGUGCCGGAGAACAACACCGUGCGCGUCAUCAUGCAGAUCAACGCAGGGGUCUACAUAGAGAAGGUGGUGGUGCCGGCGUCGAAGCCGUACAUCACGUUCCAGGGCGCAGGGCGCGACGUGACGGUGGUGGAGUGGCACGACAGGGCGAGCGACCGCGGCCCCGACGGGCAGCAGCUCCGCACCUACAACACCGCCUCUGUAACCGUUCUCGCUAACUAUUUCACUGCUAAGAACAUCAGCUUCAAGAACACGGCUCCGGCACCAAUGCCCGGCAUGCAGGGUUGGCAGGCGGUGGCGUUCCGCAUCUCCGGCGACAAGGCCUUCUUCUUCGGCUGCGGGUUCUACGGCGCGCAGGACACGCUCUGCGACGACGCUGGACGGCACUACUUCCGCGACUGCUACAUCGAGGGCUCCAUCGACUUCAUCUUCGGCAACGGCCGCACCCUCUACAAGGACUGCGAGCUGCACUCCACGGCGCAGCGGUUCGGCUCGGUGGCGGCGCAGGGGCGGCAUGACCCGUGCGAGCGCACCGGCUUCGCCUUCGUCAACUGCCGGGUCACCGGCACCGGCCGCCUCUACGUCGGCCGAGCCAUGGGCCAGUACUCGCGGAUCGUCUACGCCUACACCUACUUCGACAGCGUCAUCGCCCCCGGCGGCUGGGACGACUGGGACCACGCCAGCAACAAGAGCAUGACGGCGUUCUUCGGGAUGUACAGGAAUUGGGGCCCCGGCGCGGACGCCGUGCACGGCGUGCCGUGGGCGCGGGAGCUCGACUACUUCGCCGCCCGCCCCUUCCUCGGCAAGAGCUUCGUCAAUGGAUUCCACUGGCUCACACCUGACGUCUGAAGCCGGUUUUUCGGCGUCACAGUUGAUUUACAAGACGUACAUUUAGUUCGUACAGCAAACGCGAACAAUAGAACAGCACGAUAUAGACAACAUGUAUAUGAAGUAUUGAAUUGAUUAGUGCAGUAUAGUAGAUUCAUUCGUUCAUUCAUUUUGCCACAUCCGGCUUCCAAGGUUAACUGGUAGAAACACGGCUGUAUUUACAAGAUCCACAGUAGCUAUAUAUACACUGUUCCAAUGCUUUUUGCACGUAAACAUGUACCUAUGUGAACUGAACAGUGUAUAAAACUGAAUUUAUUAUUCAU